UAACACCCAAGUGACCUGCAGAGGUCGUGCAGCGGACAUUUGGCUGGAACACAGGGAGGAGCUCAACCUUAGAACCAUGCCAAGGUUGCCCCCGGCCCUGAAGCUGCUGCAAGCCCCGCUGAGGUGCUGGGUGGUUCCCAGGGCCUAUGUCUCUGCCAAGCCGGCCAGAACCCCCACUGGCCCUAUGGAGCAGACCAUGGGGAUCGUGACCUUCUUUGUCUGCAUCCUGGCUCCUGCAGGCUGGGUCUUAUCCAACCUGGAGAACUACAAGAAAAGUUCCACAGCAUGAAGGCGCCGCAGCCACCCAGGCACAACCUAAAAGAUCACAUUAAAUCCCCCUCCUUCCACCUACUGUUCAUGCUCAUUUUUGUG
Castor canadensis (American beaver) is the source of this 372-nucleotide messenger RNA. RefSeq names its product cytochrome c oxidase subunit 8B, mitochondrial-like. Gene Ontology annotation, biological process: mitochondrial electron transport, cytochrome c to oxygen. NCBI's taxonomy places the organism in Eukaryota, Metazoa, Chordata, Mammalia, Rodentia, Castoridae. Gene Ontology annotation, cellular component: mitochondrion; respiratory chain complex IV. The record is from RefSeq and is a predicted model, not a curated record.